Molecule: messenger RNA, 1904 nt
Organism: Monodelphis domestica (gray short-tailed opossum)
Lineage: Eukaryota; Metazoa; Chordata; Mammalia; Didelphimorphia; Didelphidae
Product: oxysterol-binding protein-related protein 10-like
Cellular component (GO): cytosol; membrane
Molecular function (GO): cholesterol binding
Source: RefSeq, a predicted model, not a curated record
AGCAGACGAGCUAAUAUCCCCCACAUCCUCUCACUACUGCAGCGCGUAUCAGGUCCUCCCGGCACUCACGUCGUCAUCCCUGCAGCGAACUGCACCGUCUCCACCAGUGAUCCGGAAAGAACCGAAAAUCGAGAGUACCUCGGAGACUCAGCUCUUGAAUCCAGAGGGGCUGGAAGGGACCUCGGAAAACAGCGACCCCGGCCCCUUCAUCUUCAAGGUGAGGAAACUGACACCUUCCCAGAGGAAGUGACUUGUUCCAGAUCCCAGGAAGCAGAUUCACUAGAAGGCCUAUCAGAUGAGGAGACAACUGAUACUGAGGAUCAUGGGGAUGAUGGGGAAUCGGAAUCAUCUGAUCACCGGAGUGUUAUCCUGCACCUAAUCUCCCAACUUAGAUUCGGAAUGGACCUCACCAAAGUUGUGUUUCCCACCUUCAUCCUGGAGAAGAGGUCCCUCCUGGAAAUGUUUGCUAACUUCAUGGCCCAUCCAGAUCUGCUCUUGUCCAUAGGGUCCGGGACGACUCCCGAGGACAGAGCCAUCUCUUUUGUGGAGUAUUACCUGACGUCUUUCCACGAGGGCCGCAAAGGCUCAGUGGCCAAGAAGCCCUACAACCCCAUCAUAGGGGAGACGUUUCUCUGCUCCUGGGACGUCCCCCAGGACUGCAUCAGGCCCUUACAAAGAGAGAAAAUCAGGGUGGAACCUGAGGCUGAGGCCAGGGCCAAGGCUGUGGUUGAGGCUGAGACCAAGGCUAAAGCUGAGGCUGAAGACUUGAGAGUAAAAUCAAGUGAAAAAAGGACUUCUCCCCAUAAAGACUUUCACAAGCCAAAACUGUACAAGUUGAGGUUUGUGGCUGAGCAGGUGUCCCAUCAUCCCCCAGUAUCCUGUUUUUACUGUGAGUGCAAGGAGAAAGGAUUAUUUGUGAAUACCCACGUAUGGACCAAAAGCAAGUUCAUGGGCAUGUCUGUAGGGGUGUCCUUGAUUGGGGAAGGCACUCUUCGGCUCACCGACUAUGGGGAGGACUAUGUCUUCACGCUGCCCAGUGCCUACGCCCGCUCCAUUCUGACCAUCCCGUGGGUGGAGCUCGGUGGCAAAGUCACCAUGAACUGCGCCAAGACUGGCUACUCGGCACUCGUCAUCUUCCACACGAAGCCCUUCUACGGAGGGAAGGUCCACAGAGUCACAGCAGAGGUGAAGCACGAUCCCACCAACACCGUCGUGUGCAAGGCCCAGGGCGAGUGGAACGGCAUCUUGGAGUUUACGUACAGCAGCGGACAAACCAAAGUGGUCAACACGGCCACGCUGCCCGUCUACCCAAAGAAGAUCCGGCCCAUUGAUAAGCAAGGACCCAUGGAAUCCAGGAACCUCUGGAGAAAUGUCACGAGCUGCAUGAGUGAGGGCGACAUGAACCUGGCCACCGAGUUCAAGAGGCACCUGGAGGACAAGCAGCGCAAGGACGAGCAGAACCGGGCAGAGCUCAAAGUGGAGUGGCAGCCAAAGUAUUUUAGGAAGGAGGGUAAUGGCUGGGUCUUUACGAAGCGUCUGUGGACAUCCCAAUGACGAGGAUAAACGCAGUGUUCUCCGAGAUGGAGCUGCCUUUACAGGCAUUAAAAUGGUGCCGCAUAGGAGGUUCGGGGUAUUGGCCACGUCCUGUUGGGAAGUUCAAAUGUUCUUUGGAUUUUUGGGUUUGAUUUUUUUUAAAGGACAGAAAAGUCAUGUACUAGGAGUGACGCCCUCCGAAGCCUAGCUGGAUCCUCAAGUCACGCGUGUAAAGAUAUGUGAGUGCGUGUUCGGUGUGGAUGGGUGUGUAAGCAGUGUCUGCUUUACACACACACCCCCGCACCCUACACAUGUGGAGACCAGGCACGAUUAUUACCCUUAUAAAAAUGAACUGCCGAUGAUCCCGAGAA